AUGGCAGAUAGCUCAACACAGACCUUGCACUACACCACCAUAAACACUUUAUCCCCUAACACCAGUGUGGUUAUAAACCCACCCAUCUUGAUACACCCGCUCUUAUUUGACAUCAUCCUAGCAUUCAACCAUAUAAUCUGCGGAGAAAUCAUCGGGCUGUUCGGUAUCGUCUCCAAUAUCAUCAACAUCAUCGUCUUCGUCAAGCAAGGAUUCGACGAGACCGUCAACAUCACCUUAACCUCUCUCGCCAUCAGCAACAUCGGCGCCCUCGUCUCUCUUCAACUCUACAACAUCAUGGCCAACCCGUGGAUGACCAAAGCAGAGUUGUCCUUCCUGCCUAUUGACAUCGCGGCCUACGCCGCCUUCUACCCCCACAACUACUUCAUCCGUGUGGGCGGUUUCAUCACGGCCUUUGCCAGUCUAGAGCGGUGCAUGUGCGUGGUGUUACCGCUCACGUUCAAGAACAUCAUCACCAAGAAAGUUGUGAUCACGGCGAAUGUUGUGAUAUUUUUAGCAACUUCCUUCAACAUUUUCCCCGCCUACUACGUAGGAGAGUUGAGUAAUGUAUUCUCUGCUAAACUAAACAAAACCGUUAUUGGAUUAUCUUUCAGGUCGGCCAUUUUGACGGCUGCUGCGAUUGUUCGAGGUCUUGGUAUACGCGGCACUUAUUUCCAACUGGCACUUGUUCUGUACAGCUUCGCCUUUCUCAUGGAGACCUUGAACUCCAGUGUCAACGUCUUCGUUUACUACAACAUGAGUGGCCGGUACAGAACAAGUUUGAUGGAUUUGUUCCAGAGUUCUAAAGGGUUCACUAAAAAGGAAUCUAGAUUUGAGGGUUAA
Messenger RNA from Physella acuta, 840 nucleotides. RefSeq lists its product as uncharacterized. Lineage: Eukaryota; Metazoa; Mollusca; Gastropoda; Physidae. Gene Ontology annotation, cellular component: membrane. The record is from RefSeq and is a predicted model, not a curated record.